AUGCAACACAGAUAUCGUAAAUCUGGGCAGAAUUUAAAUAAAUCUCGUAACUCAGAGGCUGAUUCUCCUGAGCAACCACCCUUUGCAGAUGCCCUGCCAACUCCUACAAAACGGCCUAAGGGUAGACCGAGGAAAUCAUUGUCUUCCGAACAAUCCCCAAUCAGAAGUGCAUCUAGCUCUUGCAAGCGGAAAAUCGAUGAUGAUUUGGAUGCUUGCUCGCCUAUUCCAAGGUUUCGACCUCGAAGGAAUGCUUCGGUUAACUAUAAUGAACGUUUGGAUGAAAGCGUUCACGGCAUUCCAAAACCUCGAUCAUCCAGAGGCCGAGGUCAUGAUGAGGGAGAUGAAACUCAGGAGGAGGAUGCCGUGAUGGCCACCAUCCACAACUUGAUCAUAAUCUAG
Molecule: messenger RNA, 399 nt
Organism: Rodentolepis nana
Lineage: Eukaryota; Metazoa; Platyhelminthes; Cestoda; Cyclophyllidea; Hymenolepididae
Source: the annotation of a GenBank genome assembly